CCAUUCCUCCCCGCAUCUACACCUCUCAAUAUGACUUGGGUUCUUGGCUGGCCUCUCUACGAAGAAGACGCGCUCGGAAUUGCGAAGAAGCAUAACCUUGCUCCUCAAGCGUCAGAUGCUCGACGUAUUCAAGCAGCCGAAAUGUGGGUCGCAGACCAGGUCGGCAUCAUUCGCGCGCUCGGCUGCUGGGUACACGACAGGCUCGAGCUCGUUUAUGCUGCGUAUAUCGACUAUGGGGACAACCGUUACCCACCAACGAAACUCGCUCGCUCGGAACUGCUCACGCAGAAGCAGUUCCGCCGUCUGAAGCAAGCCAUGCCACUCAAGAACUUUGGGUGGUAUCAGCAUAAUGAUCCUUCCUCGACUCUUUACGAAAUUACCAUUUACGAAUACGACGACGUCGAGGGGGAGGAGGAGGAUAGUGAGGAAGGCAGUGAUACUAGUGAUGACGAGAGCAGCGAUGAAGAUUCUGGUGAUGAACAACCCAUGGACGCCGCUGACGACUCGGAUGGCGGAGAUGCCACUGAAAGCAACAACGAGACGGUGACCGACGGUGUAUAAGUAGUCCCUGAUGUGGGGUCUGCAAUUCCUGAGGACACCGAGUCACUACCACGCAACUUCGGAUAGGACGAGCCUCCAUGCUGCGUCCUGUCCGAGCGGGCCUUGCUUCUGACUCUGUCGCGCUGUGCAGGUUCUCCAGCACAUAUUCGGUAUCUCGUCACCAUGCCAUUCAUUGAACAUUCUCCAGACCUUGUGUACACUAACAAUGUCUGAUUAUGUUACUACAUUGCUAUUGACUCCGAAUGUAUUGCUGCCUGACAAGUCG
Rhodofomes roseus is the source of this 826-nucleotide messenger RNA. RefSeq lists its product as uncharacterized. The coding region runs from base 31 to 561 and encodes 176 amino acids. The record is from RefSeq and is a predicted model, not a curated record. The transcript has 3 exons. Lineage: Eukaryota; Fungi; Basidiomycota; Agaricomycetes; Polyporales; Fomitopsidaceae.